Sorex fumeus (smoky shrew) is the source of this 1848-nucleotide messenger RNA. RefSeq names its product endonuclease/exonuclease/phosphatase family domain containing 1 (gene EEPD1). The transcript is spliced from 7 exons. Gene Ontology annotation, biological process: DNA repair. Gene Ontology annotation, molecular function: DNA binding; catalytic activity. The coding region runs from base 84 to 1769 and encodes 561 amino acids. Lineage: Eukaryota; Metazoa; Chordata; Mammalia; Eulipotyphla; Soricidae. The record is from RefSeq and is a predicted model, not a curated record. Gene Ontology annotation, cellular component: plasma membrane.
GCGGUAGCCCGCUCCCCGCACCUGCCCUGCUCACUGCAUCUCCAGAAGAGCCUUCUGUGCCUUCCUGGCCCUCCUGGCUGGCCAUGGGAAGCACUCUGGGCUGCCACCGCUCCAUCCCCAGAGACCCCUCGGAUCCGUCCCACAGCCGCAAGUUCAGCGCCGCCUGCAACUUCAGCAACAUGCUGGUGAACCAGGAGCGGCUCAACAUCAACACGGCCACGGAGGAGGAACUCAUGACCCUGCCCGGGGUGACGCGCGCCGUGGCCCGCAGCAUCGUGGAGUACCGCGAGUACAUCGGGGGCUUUAAGAAGGUGGAGGACCUGGCACUGGUCAGUGGCGUGGGCGCCACCAAGCUGGAGCAGAUCAAGUUUGAGAUCUGCGUGAGCAGCAAGGUCAGCUCGGCCCAGCACUCGCCCAGUUCGCUGCCACCGCACCACCUGGCCACCUCUGCGCCCCUCACCCCGCGGGUCAACAUCAACACUGCCACGCCAGCGCAGCUCAUGAGCGUUCGAGGGGUCACGGAGAAGGUGGCGGCCAGCAUUGUGGACUGCCGCCGCGAGCACGGCCCCUUCCGCAGCGUGGAGGACCUGGCGAGGCUGGGCGGCAUUAGCGCCGCCCUCCUGGACAGGAUCCGGCACCAGGUGUUUGCCGAGCGGUCCAGGCCCCCGUCUACCCACACCAAUGGGGGCCUGACCUUCACCGCCAAGCCACACCCUAGUCCCACCUCGCUGAGUCUGCAGAGCGAGGACCUGGACCUGCCCCCAGGGGGUCCCACCCAGAUCAUCUCCACGAGGCCCACCGUGGAGGCCUUCGCAGGCACCCGGGAUGGGCGCCCAGUGCUGAGGGCAGCCACCUGGAACCUGCAGGGCUGCUCGCUGGAGAAGGCCAGCAACCCCGGAGUGCGGGAGGUGGUAUGCAUGACGAUCCUGGAAAACAGCAUCAAGCUUCUAGCUGUGCAAGAACUACUUGACCGAGAGGCCCUGGAAAAGUUCUGUGCAGAGCUGAACCAGCCCAUCCUGCCCAACAUCCGCAAGUGGAAGGGCCCGCGGGGUAGCUGGAAGGCCGUGGUAGCCGAGACACCGUCCUGCCAGCUGCAGAAGGGGGGUGCCUUCUCCUUCUCAGGAUUCCUGUGGGACGCUGCGGCCGGGGUGGAGCUGCGGGACGCCGCCCUGCAGGAGAGCUCGCCAGGCAACGGGCACGGGCGUGCCGAGGGCUGCAGCCCCUACCUGGCCCGCUUCAAGGUGGGGAGCAACGACGUGACGCUGGUGAACCUGCACCUGCUGGCCCCCGCCUCCGCGGGCAGCGACAACCCGGGCAGGAGCCACAGCGAGGGCGCCCGCCUGGCGAGCCUCGCGCAGGCUUUGCAGGAGACGCUGAAAGGAGAAAAGGAUGUGAUUGUUCUGGGGGACUUUGGGCAGGGGCCGGACAGCAGCGACCAUGACAUCCUAAGAAAAGAGAAGUGCCAGCCGCUGGUGCCCGCACACACCUUCACCAACAUCAGCACCAAGAACCCACAAGGCUCAAGGUCUCUGGACAACAUCUGGAUCAGUAAAAGCUUGAAGAAGGUUUUCACAGGUCACUGGGCGGUGGUGAGAGAAGGACUCACGAACCCCUGGAUCCCCGACAGCUGGUCGUGGGGCGGCGUGGCGUCAGAGCACUGCCCCGUGCUGGCCGAGUUCUACAGCGACAAGGACUGGAGCAGGAAGGAGGGUCCACGCGGCAGCGUCACGGUGGAGCGGCCCGAGGCGCACGGCCGGCAGGAGCGGUGACCACGGGGCAGCGCGGCCCGACCCCGCCGCUGGCCCCUCUGCCUCGGGAAGAGCCGAGGGCUGCAGAGACCCCCGCGCC